ACUACUAUGCCUGGAAUGAAACGAGACUGUGGUGGAGCAGCUGCUAUUUUGGGUGCCUUCAAAGCCACUGUAAAGCAAGGUUUUAAAGACAAUCUUCAUGCUGUUUUUUGUUUGGCUGAGAAUGCAGUCGGACCACGUGCCACGAGACCUGAUGACAUUCAUGUUCUUUACUCUGGAAAAACUGUGGAAAUCAAUAACACUGAUGCAGAAGGUAGACUGAUACUGGCUGAUGGAGUAGCUUAUGCGUGCAAAGAUCUUGGAGCCGACAUCAUACUUGAUAUGGCCACUCUUACUGGAGCUCAGGGAAUUGCUACAGGAAAGUAUCAUGCUGCUGUCCUUACCAAUAACGACGAAUGGGAAAAGGCGUGUGUUAAAGCUGGCAGGAACUGUGGAGACUUGGUCCAUCCUCUUGUGUAUUGCCCUGAGCUCCACUUCAGUGAAUUUACCUCUGCUGUAGCUGAUAUGAAAAACUCUGUGGCAGACCGAGACAAUACUCCAAGCUCCUGUGCUGGGCUCUUCAUUGCUUCUCACAUUGGCUUUGACUGGCCUGGAGUCUGGGUCCAUAUAGACAUCGCUGCACCUGUUCAUGCAGGUGAACGAGCUACUGGCUAUGGCGUGGCUUUGUUGCUGUCCCUGUUUGGAGGGGCAUCUGAAGACCCUUUGCUAAACAUGGUAUCCCCUCUCGGGUGCAAUGGAGACUCUCCCACUGAAGAUACGGAGAGGGAUUCCAAAAGGCGACGCCUGGUUUAACGCACCCCCAGCCCUAAGCGUCAGGGUGCGUGGGUUACCUCACUUUGCACUGAUUCAUUCUCAAGCAAUGAAAAUGUCAUACAUCAGAAAUUGCCAUUUUUUUUUACUAUGAUAAGAUUUAUUACUCGUUUCUGAUAAAAACUGCUUGAUUCCUUGGUUGUUUUUUUUAAAUUAUUGGUGCACACAGUUGCU
Mesitornis unicolor (brown roatelo) is the source of this 942-nucleotide messenger RNA. Its product is annotated as probable aminopeptidase NPEPL1. The annotation marks the transcript as partial. Gene Ontology annotation, molecular function: manganese ion binding; metalloaminopeptidase activity. Gene Ontology annotation, cellular component: cytoplasm. Lineage: Eukaryota; Metazoa; Chordata; Aves; Mesitornithiformes; Mesitornithidae. The transcript has 6 exons. The record is from RefSeq and is a predicted model, not a curated record. Gene Ontology annotation, biological process: proteolysis.